This is a messenger RNA of Lucilia cuprina (Australian sheep blowfly), 5705 nucleotides long. Its product is annotated as band 4.1-like protein 4. The transcript is spliced from 17 exons. The record is from RefSeq and is a predicted model, not a curated record. The coding region runs from base 290 to 5566 and encodes 1758 amino acids. Lineage: Eukaryota; Metazoa; Arthropoda; Insecta; Diptera; Calliphoridae. Gene Ontology annotation, cellular component: cytoskeleton.
UUUCUUUAAAUAAACAACAACAACAAAAAGGAGAGGGAAAAAUUGCAAUAUUAAUAUUUGAAAUCACUAGUUUAAACAUAAAUAAAAAAUGUAAUAUUUUUCAUUUAAACAAAUUGUGCAUGUGUAUGCAUGCAAUAUAUAGUUCAAUUAAAUUGUUAGUGAUUGAAAAAUAUUUGUAAAUAAAUUGUGGAAAUAGUGGUAACAGAAAAAAAUAUAUAUAAAUUGUUUAAAAAAAUUGCUUUGGAAAUUAUUUUGCAAUUUUUUUUUAAACAAAAAUAAAUUAAAAAUCAUGCAUUGCCUGUGUAGACCAUCACGGAUUAUGUCCGUUCGCAUAAAUUUAUUGGAUGAAACGGAUUUUAUACAUGAAAUCAAGGAUGAUUUACCUGGUCAAGCAUUGCUAGAUGUUGUUUUUGCCAGACUGAAUUUAAUUGAAACAUCAUACUUUGGUAUACGUUAUAUCGAUGAGGAAAAUCAAACGCAUUGGUUGGAUCCAGCCUCACGCAUUUCCCGCCAAUUAAAACCCAAAGCAGAUCCUUAUGAUUUAUAUUUUGGUGUUAAAUUUUAUGCUGCUGAUCCCUGUAAGCUGGUAGAGGAAAUUACUAGGUAUCAAUUGUUUCUACAAGUUAAACAGGAUGUUUUGCAAGGAAGACUGCCGGUUGCAUUUGAACUUGCUGCUGAAUUGGGUGCUUUCGUUGUGCAAUCUGAACUGGGUGAUUAUGACCAAAGACGCCACUCCAAAGGUUAUGUAUCUGAAUUUCGUUUGCUACCGAAUCAGAGUAGUGAACUAGAAACACGGGUCGCUGAAUUACAUCAGCAAUUAAAAGGAAUGUCACCGGCAGCAGCUGAAUUAAAUUACUUGGAUAAAGUGAAAUGGCAUGAUAUGUACGGUGUGGAUUUACAUCCAGUGCUGGGUGAAGAUAGUGUCGAAUAUUUUCUUGGUCUAACGCCAAGUGGUAUCGUAGUGCUGCGUAACAAGACAACAGUGGCUCAUUAUUAUUGGCCUCGCAUAGCCAAAGUUUAUUAUAAAGGACGUUAUUUCAUGCUAAGGAUAAGUGAUAAAAAUAACGAGUUAAGUACUUAUGGCUUUGAAACACCUCGCAAAUCAGCCUGUAAACAUUUAUGGCGCUGCUGUGUUGAGCAUCAUGCAUUUUUUCGUUUAAUGCGUGUGCCACCAACGCUACCAAAUUCUCCCACAAAUACUUCAGAUAUUUUUCAAUUGGGUAGCAGACUGAAAUGCAGCAAAGAAAAAUCAUCAAAAGAUUCUUUAUUUAUUAAUCGUUCACCUCCUGCCUUUGUGCGUGUUCCCUCUAAACGUCAACCACGACGUAUAAUGGAUGAUUUUUUAAAUGGCUGUAAAAAAUCAGAGCAAUUUGGUGGCAGUUCAGCAUUUUUAAAUGCCAAAAAUGCGAGCAACUAUGAGAGUCCCUAUCGUUCAACGUAUAGUAUACCCACUAGUCUUGGCAUUAAUCCCUAUCAUCAGCAGUCACAACAUACAAUGCCGCAUAGUCAAAGUAAUUACAAUAAUAGCAAUGGUGUUGGUGGCAGUCAUAUACAGACACCUGAUUCCCCCCGUAGUACACGUAGCGCUCCAUGGCCGAGGUCACAGCAACGUUCGCUCUUUGGCAAUAAACCGUCCAGUCCACGAUCCGUACGUUCGGCUAGCACAACAGGUGGUGGCGGUGCUAACGGUGUUGAUGGCAGAGGCGGCAGCAGUAAUCAUCACCAUCAUCAUUCGCAACACAAUACGCAUUCGCGUUCUUCACAGCGUGAUCACGUAACAUCAGCCAAUGGCACCACAAACAGUCAACAGCAACAGCGUUAUCGAUCUAGUUCGGUGGAGAGUCAUUCCUCAAAUGAUUCACGUUCCACACGCAGGCAUAAACAUCGUCAUCGUCGUACUUCAGAUAAUGAGAGUGAAUUAUCACGUGGUUCUGGACGAUCGGCACGUUCGCAUCAUCGCAAACAUCGACGUUCACGUCAUCGACGUGAUUCAGCCGGUUCCGAACAUGAGAGUACACGUGGUCGUAGCUAUUCUGGACAUCGUUCAUCGACGGCACGUAGCGCCAGUGCAGUGGGUUCACAUUCGGAAUUAAUUGAUUCCAGUUCGCAGUGGCGUGAAGCUCAGCGAAGGCAACAAGAAGCUAGUUUGGGUCAGAGUUCAGUACAGCAGGCAUCUGUUUCAAAGAGCAGUAUGGUGGCACGUAGUUUGCAUAGCAACGAUUCGCACUCUGAUACUCACUCGCAUCACAAAUCAAGAAGGCACAAAAAGAAUAAAUCCCCCUCCGAUCGUAAUCGUUUAUGGAAUAGUGAACUGGCUAAACAUUUACAAUUUGGUUUGGUAGACACGGCUGGCAUGACGGAAGAUCAAUUACGUGAAAUCCCUUAUACCGUCGUGGAAACCAACUCAAAGCGUUCUAAUUCAAAUAUACGCAUUCACAAGAGCAAUAGCAAAAAUAGUGUUGGCGGCAAAAGUACCGGCUCUGGUAAUACCCUGACCAAUGGUAGUGGUUCUAUCAGUGGUCAUGGUAAAAAUCGUGUCGAUCGCAUAAGAGGCUUAUGUUACCAAAAUUCUAAUCCCAAUGAUAGUAAUGGUGCCAAAAAUGGUUCAAUACGCUCUGCUAGUACAGUUUCGUCGAGGGAAUGUGAUCGUAAUAGCGGUUUGGUGCGUAUGAUGUCUAGUAUGAGUAUGGGAGAUUUUAUUUCCCCUACUGGAUCGAAUUUAAGUCCUAUGGAAAAUUCUGCUUUAAGAGUCUCUCAUGAACACACUGAUUCUGGUUUGGGUGCCGAUCAAGAUUAUGCCUACUCGUCUGAAAGAUCCAGUGACAGUACACGUUAUGGUACUAACAAAUCUUCAGGUGCUUCUAGUGGUAGUCAUCGUAAAUCCUCAAUUACCCAUAGUAAUAUUAUGAAUGGAGUAGGUGGUGGCGGCAGCAAUGGAGGUGGAGUUGGUAAUACCUCGGCUUACAAUAGCCUAAUGCAACAGACUGUGAGUAAUCAAAAUAAACAACACCAAAUACAUCAUCAUCAGCAACAACAACAGCAACACCAUCAUCAAAAUAAUCUUCAUCAUACUCAACAGCAUUCAUUUCAUGGCCAACGACGUCAUGAUAGUAGUACUAGCAAUAACUCCUCUUCACAACCAAAGCAUAAUUAUAAAUACUCUACUAACCUGCUACAGCAACAACAUUCCCAUCUAAACAAUAUACACAAUCAACAUCAUUACCAUCACAAUAAUAACAAUAAUAACAAUAAUAAUAAUAAUCAUCAUCAUCAUCAACUACAGCAACAAACUUCAUCGUCAUCAUCAUCCCAGCCUUCCUCAUGUGCUGCAGCAGUUAACAAUCACACAAUUACGCCCAUGCAGCAACAACAGCAUCAUCAGCAACAGCCACAACAAUCAGCACAAACUCAACAGCAGCAACAACAGCUUUUGGAUAAGGGUGCAGAUAAAUCAAAACCUAGUCAUCGUUUAUUAAAUUAUACAACAUUUGAAAAUAAUCAAUAUAAGUUUAGUCUAAACAAUGUUUUCGGUACGAAAAGUGGCAAUGCUACGCAAGUACGUCCUUUGGCAGCUGGUGGGGGCAGCAAUGGUAGUACAAUUAAUAUAAGUAAUAAUCAUAGUAAUAGUGCUAUUGGUGGUGGUAUCGGUAUUGGUAGUAUGAGUGGUAGUGGUAGUUUUACUAAUAAUCAAAUGGAUCAUUUUCCAGAAUGGCCAAAUACCCCAGCUGCCCCUUACUAUUAUCAAGGACCCUCUACUGUAGCCAUGCAGGCCAAGAAACGUGAUGCUAAAUCGGAUUUAGGUUUUCCCACUAGACGUCUAUCGGGUCAGUGUAUAACAAAGACCCAACUGUUGACGGGAGGUGGUCAUUUGGCACCUCUUAGUGGCAUGGGUUAUUCUAUGUCAGGUUCACAAUAUCCGGGCUACGGCUCGCGUUUACAUCCAGCCAAAUCAGAUUUAUUUUUAGCCUAUCCCACAACUAAUGAAUAUGAGCCACCCUUUAUAUAUAAUUAUAAAAUGCCACAAAUGCCCGAAUUUUUAAGAUCUACUCAACAGCAGGCGCAGCAGCAGCAACAACAACAACAACAGCCUACAGCUUAUCAUAUUUCUGGUUCACAGACAGCUGAUCCCUCCUUACCGCCAAAUGUUUAUAAAACAACUAACAAUAGUACUCCAGCUGCCUAUGGUGGUGCCACCCCUGCCACCGAUGUCAUGUAUUAUCAAUUCGAUAAUACAGCUUGUUCAUCGAAAGCUUCACAACCUAUUGUUCAGCAACCCAAAUCUUUAUAUAAUGCUAAAACAACUUCACAAACAGGACCCACAACAACGGCCUCACCUUCACAUAACAUGGGCCCUCUGGUCUUUUUACAGCAUCAACAGAACGUCAAUGGUUCUACGCCAACAAAUGCUAAUAUUUCGUCAAACGUUGCAACAACAUCAAACAAUUCCAUGCAACAGACUUCUAGCAAUAUAAGCAACAAUACAAUUGGCAAUGAUAGGCAUACACCGACAACAACAAUAACAACUACUACCACCACGAACACGUCUAGCUCGCAGUCACGCUCAACCACCUGCAGUGAAGAUGAUUUGGAGGAAAUCGAUGAAGAACCCAGUCACAAUUUAGACAAUGAAGAUGAUGAGGAUUUAUAUGAUGGUGAGGUGUCCUAUGAUGAGUACGAUGAUGGUUGUCUCAUCAGUCAUGUAAAUAAUAAUGAACAAUUGUCGCUAACAAAGGAUACGAAUGUAAUAGAAGCCUCAAGGACUUCCUCAUUAGCCUCACCAACAAUUAGACAUCUAUCGUCAUUGGCUCAUCAUAUUAAUUUAGAUAAUUCGAAUGUCAAUAAUAACAAUAAUCAACAGCAACAGGAACCAGAACAAGACCGACAACAUCAACAGCAACAGCAACAAAAUUUAUUAUCCCCUAAUGCUAAUACGAAUUUGAAAUCAAUAACAAAUUCUUUAACCCCUAGCAACAAUAGCAACCCAUCGACCAUCAGCAACCAUUCAUUGCAUACAAAUAAACCAGUUAUAACAACACAACCCACAAGCCCAACCCUGGUCAAAACCUCAAAUUGUAAUAAUACUUGCAGUAAUAGUGGUAGUAGUCAUAACAUGCAACAAAAUUCUCAUCAUAAUCAUUUGCAACAACAACAACAGCAACUAAAUCAUAAUAAUUCUUCCCUACAGCAAAUUGAAAACUUACCUCCCAAUACGAAUACAAAUUCAAAUUUCAAUUUAAAUUCUACCCAUACCUCAGCACCUUACACCAAUUCUCCCCUUACGUAUACUUCCUUUAACAUAAAUAAUACCAGUAUCACUAAUACCCAAACACAAGCAAAUAUUGCUGCAACUGCAGCAACAGCAUUACAACAGUCAUCAACAACAACAACAAUAUCAUGCACUGCAAUAGCAACAACUGCAACUACAACAUUAUCGUCAUCACCACUACAUUCAACUACUCGUAGUAUUCAAAAUCAGUUACAAAAUCAAAAUCAAAAUAUUUCCUCCAGUUUAGAGAUAAUCCUUUCACCAAUUAUCCAAAGUAGUAGACGCAGAGCACAAUCGUAGGUGAAAUGAGUACGGAAUUGUGAGAAUUAAUGAAAUUUAAUUUGCAACAGCAGCAACAAAUACCGGCACAACAAUUAGUGUUGCCACCACCUAAACCGCCACCUCUACUACACUACAACGUCAACCAAAUGCCCCUACA